AUGGCACCUGCGAUAGUCCACCUGCCCAACGGCACCAAUCUGACCGUGACACCGGUCUUCGGCGGGCUUUUCUUCAAGUCGAAUGAAUUGAGCAAGCACCCGUCCGCUUUCCCGCCAGGUUGGACGGUGGUGCUGCACUGCGAGGACGAGGAAGAGGACCAUGUCGAAUACAAGUCCUACGCCGAGUACAACAACGCUGCGACCUCGAGGGGAAUGAGAAUACGCCAUAUCCACCGCUUCAAGAGGCCCACCCUUCGCAAUGACCACCUCUUCAUCUCCUCCAUUUCCAACCCAAGCAGCAACGACUUCAAGCCCGCUAGCUCGCCCACCCGACAGAUCGCCAUGAUGCUUUGGGCGACGCUGUGGUGGUACUUCCACCAGCCGGAGCCAAAUGUCCGCCUCAACACUAAUGCGUCCGAGAAGACGCCCGACGCAGGCAAGCCGAAGGGUGACUGGCGCAUCAACAUCAAUCGGGAGGGCAUAUUCAAGGGCAAAGUCGUACUGCCAAAGCUUGAGCGCAUGGGUCUCAUAGCUAGCGAAGACUCCUGUGUCGGCGCAGACCAAGAUGAGCGGUCCGGAGAAGGCUGGCUGGACAUGUUCGUCUCUCGACGCUCGUUCUGGCAGCUUGAUGCCAGGAUCUACCUCUUCACGCUCUCGCCUAUGGCUAGCUCACCUUACCCGUCGGGCUCGCCUUAUCAGUCGCGUCCGAGUUCCCCAAGCGGAGAAGGGAAUGGGCGCUCGAACGACAGCAACACAUCGAUGCCGCAAGGUCUCUGGUCACCUUCUGCGCCCGGCCCUUUCCAUUCUUCCAGCCACCUGCCCACAUACUACCCUCCACCACCAGCGCAGUACAUAUUCACGAACGACAUCAGACACCCGCUUCGUCAAAAGCCACCAAGGCAAGGAGAAACAUUCUACACGCGCUACGUGCCCUCCUGCGAACAGUACAUCUCCUUCCGUGUCGCAUGCCUGUCUAACGAUCCGCCAAAACACCACGGACCAGUCUCGAGCUUACCUUCUGUACCAACACUCAAGGGCGCAACACUCGCGAUGUCGAGCAGCUUUUCCGACUCUGCGAUCCCGACAGUCGCGGGUCUGAAUCUCCAAAUAUGUGACCCAGACCUCCUGCACAAGUGGAUGAACGACCCGCGGAUAUCGUACUACUGGGGCGAGGACGGACCGAGAUCGCACCAAGAAGAGUUUCUCCGCAGAGGGUUGCGUAGUAAGCACUCUUUCCCGGUCAUAGGCUGUUGGGACGGGAAGCCCUUUGGCUACUUCGAGAUAUACUGGGUCAAAGAGGACGCUUUGGGAAAGCAUCUAGGAGGCGAUGUGGGAGAUUUCGACCGUGGGAUACACUGUCUUGUUGGCGAGCAAGAAUACAGGGGUGCGCAUCGGGUAAGAGUGUGGUUGAGUGCACUCGUACACUACUGUUGGAUGGCGGAUAACAGGACGGAAACGGUCAUACUGGAACCAAGAGUUGACAACGAUAAACUGAAAACUUACCUGGAGGAAGUCGGUUUUUACAAAGAGAGGGAGAUAAGCUUUCCGCACAAGCAGAGCAACCUCAUGAAGAUCAAACGCGAUGCUUGGGAGGCGCCUUGUUUAUGA
Messenger RNA from Coniosporium apollinis CBS 100218, 1608 nucleotides. RefSeq lists its product as uncharacterized. The record is from RefSeq and is a predicted model, not a curated record. The transcript is spliced from 2 exons. Gene Ontology annotation, biological process: siderophore biosynthetic process. Bases 1 to 1608 code for a protein of 535 amino acids. Lineage: Eukaryota; Fungi; Ascomycota; Dothideomycetes.